AUGGAUCGUAACGCAGAGUUCAAGAGAUGGAAGGCACAGGGUCUGAGCAAAGCAGACCUCAGCCGAAAGGGCAGUGUGGAUGAGGAUGUGGUAGAACUUGUGCAGCUCCUGAAUGGGCGAGAACAGUACUUCACCACGAGUUCCUGCGCUGGGCGCAUCAUCCUCCUAGAUGGGAAUAUAAAUGGUUUUGAGGUUCAAAAGCAAAACUGUUGCUGGCUACUGGUCACACACAAACCUUGUGUAAAAGAUGAUGUGAUUGUAGCUCUGAAGAAAGCAAAUGGUGAUGCCAUUUUGAAAUUUGAACCACUUAUUCUUCAUGUGCAGUGUCGACAGUUACAGGAUGCACAGAUUCUGCAUUCAGUGGCAAUAGAUUCUGGUUUCAGGAACUCUGGCAUAACUGUGGGAAAGAGAGGAAAGACUAUGUUGGCUAUCCGGAGCACACAUGGCUUAGAAGUUCCAUUAAGCCAUAAAGGAAAACUGAUGGUGACUGAGGAAUAUAUCGACUUCCUGUUAAAGAUAGCAAAUCAAAAAAUGGAGGAAAACAAGAAGAGAAUUGAAAGGUUUUACAACUGCCUACAACAUGCUUUGGAAAAAGAAACUAUUACUAACUCACAUCCCAAAGAGAAAAUCAAAGACAAAAAUAAUUCAUCAUAUACUCAUAAGAAAAAAAGAAACCCAGAAGCAUGUGGCAAAUGUAUUGAAGAAAAUGAUAAAGAACUUGAAAAUGAUGAUGAUCCAGGAAUCAGUGUUACUAUCUUCCCUGAAGAUUACUAA
This is a messenger RNA of Puma concolor (puma), 774 nucleotides long. It is a transcript of the gene TYW3, whose product is annotated as tRNA-yW synthesizing protein 3 homolog. The record is from RefSeq and is a predicted model, not a curated record. NCBI's taxonomy places the organism in Eukaryota, Metazoa, Chordata, Mammalia, Carnivora, Felidae.